Molecule: messenger RNA, 1193 nt
Organism: Salmo salar (Atlantic salmon)
Lineage: Eukaryota; Metazoa; Chordata; Actinopteri; Salmoniformes; Salmonidae
Gene: ovca2
Product: OVCA2 serine hydrolase domain containing
Biological process (GO): response to retinoic acid
Cellular component (GO): cytoplasm; nucleus
Molecular function (GO): hydrolase activity
Source: RefSeq, a predicted model, not a curated record
CUGUUCCCACCGACCACUAUUUUCAGACGGACCUGUACUCUUACCGGUUGAAACAAGUUUUCACUUGACACGGAAACUAACUCAAAAAAUAAAUUCAAUCUACAAAUCAAAGCGCGAUAGUGUGGAGCUAACUUAAUUGGUAAAAGUACCGGUAUGCAAUAUUUGUAAGAGAAUAAUGCCUAACCGGUCAGUUUAAUUGACUACCUGUCGUUAACUUCCUGCAAACAUGGCGACUGUAACUCGAGCAGCACCGCUCCGGAUCCUGUGCAUACACGGUUACCGACAGAACAGCGGCUCGUUUCGCGAGAAGACUGGGGCCCUACGGAAGCUCCUGAAGAAGUAUGUGGAGCUGGUUUACAUGAGUGCGCCUCACCGGGUACCGCAGACAGGCGACGCCCAAGGGAAGGAGAAUGAAGUGGGCCCUGGAAGUGACGAGGCCCCCAGGGGAUGGUGGUUCUCUGACACCCAGGCUCGGAGCUUCGACGCCGGCCAGCAGUGUCAGGCGAGCCUGGGGCUUGAGGAGAGUGUGGAGGCCGUGAGGACAGCAGUGAAGGACCUGGGCCCGUUUGACGGUGUGCUAGGGUUUAGCCAGGGCGCUGCUCUAGUUGCCGUGCUCUGUUCUAUACAGGAACAGAAUCUAGAACCACAAUUCCAGUUCCGCUUCGCUAUCCUGGUGGCCGGGUUCCGGAGUGCUUGUUCGGAACACCAGCGGUUCUAUGGUGGCCCUGCUUCGCUCGCCAUCCCGUCCCUGCACAUCUUCGGACAGGAAGACCAGGUCAUUCCUGAUCGGAUGAGCCGGGAGCUCCUUCCCCUGUUCCAGGAGCCUCUGGUGCUGACUCAUCCUGGUGGCCAUUUUGUGCCAGCGGCCUCGGCACACAGACAGACCUAUCAGGAGUUUCUCAAGAGGUUUCAGUAGGGGAAGGAGAAGCAUGGAAACUAUUCCAUCCUAGAAGUUUCAGAGGAGGUAAAUGUCUGAAAAUUAAGAGCAUAACUUCAUGUGGAUGUUGCUCAUCCAAAGACGACAAGUAACUUUUUCGAGAAUGUUGAUUUAAGUUAACACAGUUAUCUUGUGUAUCCAGAAAUUGUAAAAAUAUUUUAUUGGAAAGCGUCUUUAAUUUUCAUACAAUGUUAGUAGGCUACCACAGUAAAAAAAAAUGACUGCAUGUUGAAAAAUAAAUUCCAAAAAACAUUGA